GGCAAGCUGGACUAGCCAUGUUGUUGUUGUGGCUGUAAAGCUAGAAAAUUACUGUCGAUGAAGUGACUGACUGUGAUCCUGACUUUUGGUUUUUUUUCUGUUGGACAUAAACUAACUGAACAUCUCGCCUUACAGGACAGAAGCUCGGUUGUUCUCUUCGUCGGUAUCACUUGCUAACAUCCAUGUUAGCAUUUAGCCUGUCCGUGUAAAUGCUGUUCACUAGAAUGGACCUGUUGAACUCUCAGUUCCUGGACAAGAUGAACAAUAACAUCGGGAGACUGCACUAUGAAGAUGAGUCCAGGAUGCCCUCCCUGCCCACUGCCAUGUCCAACAUGAGCGGGCCUCCUGCACACUGCCCAAGCAAGCGGAAGUAUGGCGAAGAACAAAUGGAAGACCGAAUCAACUGUGAUGAUGACCACAUGACCAAAAUGAGCAGAUUGUUUGCCACUCAGCUGGCCCGUCCCUCUGCUGGAGACAACCGUAAUGAGCACUGGAGCCUGAGUCACAGUCCUGUGGAGCACAUUACAUCCUCGUCUAAUGGUCUCCAUGGAAACCACCUGUAUGCUUCAAUCUCUGGCUAUGCUGUAGAUCAGCCUCUGGCUCUGACCAAAAGCAGCCUGGACAUUGGAGUUGGGGGCAGAGAGAGGUCUGUCAUAGGCGGGCCUGUAGAGCGGCAGCAGAAUCGCCCCUCAGUUAUUACUUGUGCCCCUGCGAGCAACCGCAAUUGUAACCUAUCCCACUGCCACAUGAAUGGCUGCUCUCCCAGCCCACCUGCUGAUGAGAGGAAGACCAAUGCUAAUACAGUCUGUGAUCCUGUGAUUGAGGAGCACUUCCGUCGCAGCCUUGGGAAAAACUACAAAGAAGCGGAGUCUGUGUCCAACUCUGUGUCCAUCACUGGUUCAGUGGAUGACCAUUUUGCCAAGGCACUGGGAGAUGCUUGGCUCCAAAUCAAGGCCAAAGGUGGGGGUCAUCAAACCCCAGAGGCAGAUCCAUAAAGCUGAGGGGAGUAAACAUUACAAUCACUUCCUUGGUGUUCAUAUAUGAGAGUGGAGAUUGUCCACCGUCUUUUUCUUGCCAAGCAUCAACUUCCUUUAGCCAAGAACAAUAUAAGACAUAUGAUGCUCACUUAGCCUGUUCAUUUGUGGACCUCGAGGUAAACCAUUUAUCAGAAAACUCAACUCAGAUUUGGACUCUAAAAUUGGCAAAGUGUCUCUCCUGAAGAGAAAAGAAAUCUUGCAUAGUUGGGUUGACAAUGUUGGCUGUGGAAACUGUACAAUCAUAGAUUUUAUGUUGCAUUGAUAAUGAGAUUCACACAGUGGUCAGUUGUUUAGGAGCUCAUGUUCUGCUUUACCUGCCUUUCACCUACCUUGAUAGCCAAAGAAAUUCCCUGCCUUUUCCAUCAGCAUACAAGCCAUAGAAGUGGUUUUCUCACUAAGUGCUAACCUUCUUAUUGUUUUUGUUUUAAAAUCACACUGCUUUUAAAUCUUAUAUUACUUGAAAAGGAAUUCCAGGUCUCAUUUGCACUAUUACAUUUCUGACCAUUUAGGUAGCAGGUUACCUGUGUUUAAAAAAAUGCGACUUUUGAAAUUGUGAUAAUGCAAUUAAGGCUCUGGUUCCUCUCUGCUUUCUGAAACACUAAAAUUAAUCUAAUCCUGAACUGGACGUAUCCACUGUUAACUAAAUAAUUUUAGUUUCCCUUCUGUAUGCUCACUGUGGCUGAUUACUUAGUAAACUAAUAUCAAUCAUAGUAGAUAUCUCUCUAACUAGGAAGCAUGUUUCAAAUAGCUGGAUUCUAUUACAAACCUUUAUUCUAUACUAUAUAUUUACUCAGAAUUUAUUUUUUAUCUGUAACAUUUUAGAAAUACUCACUGCUGGUACAGUCGUACUCAAUAUAUUUUUUGUAUCUGGUUUUCAUUACUAUAUGUAGGUGUAUAACUUAGCAUCCAUCUACAAAUCACAGCCUCUGGCAAGGUUGUCUGAAUGCAGUUUAAUAGGCUACAUUGCUUUGUUAUUCUAUGGAGCUGGAUGCUAUUGCCUAUACAUGACUGAAUACAGCUAAAUCUCACCCUCUGUAGCACAGUCUAUUAGCAAUGCCUUUAUUUAUUCUGAACACGUUAGUUUCAUGUUGACUUUUGGUAAAACGUAGGGACAACAGAAUUCUAACUUUGAUUUGUUUCUCAUGAGAACGGCAAUGAGACGUCUCCAUCGAUUCAAUGACAAAGCAGUUGAUUUUGUUUAAAACUAAGAAUUUAAUGCAAUAUGGGUGUCCUUAAUUCACGAGUAGGUAUCAACAUCCACCAUGACUGUCACUUCAGUUGUGUUUAGCAAGUACUGUUACAAUUUUUUGUGAGUUUAAAUCCAGGUCACGUCAUUGUGUGAGCUGCAAAAAUCUUCCUUAUCAUGGAGAAAAGAUGUAAGUGAGUCACAAAGUAUUUUAUGCAGUUGAGUUUUGUUUAAAUUAAUUUCUCACCCUUUUGAAAUUCUCUACUUAUAGUAGUGUAACCUAUUUGUCAACACUGAUUAAGAUAUGGUAUUGUAAAUUCAGAUUUUUUAAAAUUUCAAUUGUCUGUGAAAACAAACAUUUGUAUUAAUAUUCUACAGUUUUAAAAUUGUUACAUACACUAUCCUGUCUUUAUAUUUUAUUUUACUCAUAUAAGACUAUCAUUGCGCCGCGCGGAAUGAUCAUAGAUGUUUUGUUUCUAUUAAGAGUAGUGUACUCAUAUGUAGCAUGGAGGUUCAUUAUCUUCUAACCAUGCAUUUCAUCUUUCUAAAAGUUGAUUAUUUUCCCACAUUUGUCAGAUAAUGAAUAAGUGCAGGAACACAACAGUCUUUUGAUCAAAGACUUUCUUGGUGCAGUUUCAGAAAGACCUCUGUGCUAACAGUUUAAAGAGUUUGUUUAGCUUUCUGCGUGUACCAUAGUGGGAUUUAGGGCUUAUCAUGGGAUCUACUUGUUUGACACAAGUAGGUUUUUCAGUAAUAUGUUUGGGGUAUUAGUCCAUUGUUAUUUAAUUGCUAUAUUUAGAUUAUCUGUAUCUCAAAGACUGUUUGCAGAAAGUACCUGCUCCAUGUGUCAACCACAUAGAGGGAAAAAAAGCAACAUUUGUAUACUUAUGUCCUUAUUUCUCUGGAAGAAAGCACCACUGUUUUGUACUUAAUUUCUUCCAAAUAAAGAUACAAAUGCCUACCUUUGCAUAGGCUGUUUUCUUGUCAUCCCCUUU
Molecule: messenger RNA, 3218 nt
Organism: Scomber japonicus (chub mackerel)
Lineage: Eukaryota; Metazoa; Chordata; Actinopteri; Scombriformes; Scombridae
Gene: vgll4a
Product: vestigial-like family member 4a
Exons: 6
Coding region: 210-995 (261 amino acids)
Biological process (GO): negative regulation of DNA-templated transcription
Molecular function (GO): transcription coactivator binding
Source: RefSeq, a predicted model, not a curated record